Molecule: messenger RNA, 3123 nt
Organism: Argiope bruennichi
Lineage: Eukaryota; Metazoa; Arthropoda; Arachnida; Araneae; Araneidae
Gene: Rbp6
Product: RNA-binding protein Musashi homolog Rbp6-like
Exons: 14
Coding region: 355-1521 (388 amino acids)
Cellular component (GO): cytoplasm
Molecular function (GO): RNA binding
Source: RefSeq, a predicted model, not a curated record
GACCAUCGUAGGUGUAGUGUGUGCAAGGAGACCAAAAGCAGUAGUGGGGGUCUUAGAUUGUGCAGCAGUACCCUUUUUAGUGUAGUUAGGCCGUAGUUUUUUGGGAAACAACACAAAAUACAACCAAACAGUUGUGUGUCCGUUUAGUAGUGUGAACGUUCCUGCUGUGGAAAAAAAUACAAAUACAAACAUACAAAGAAAAAAAUCAAUAUAAACAAACUGUGCGCCUUGUUGUUAUUGUAAAAAAAUAAUUAUUCUAUUUGAAUAUAUACAUAUAUAUAUAUAUUUGAUUAUAUAUAUACACCACGCACUUUUUUGCCGGCAAAAAUUAGUCCAAGUAUAGUUGACUGGACAAUGGAGAAUGAAACACAUCAAAAUUGUUCCAGUAACCCAGGCCAAAAUGAUGCCGCUCACGACCCCGGAAAAAUGUUCGUCGGCGGGCUGAGUUGGCAAACGGCACCUGAGGGACUCAGGGAGUACUUUAGUAAAUUUGGGGAGAUCACAGAAGUGAUGGUCAUGAAGGACCCCACAACCAGACGAUCUCGGGGUUUCGGAUUCGUAACCUUCGCAGAUCCAACUAGUGUAGAUAAAGUGUUAGCUAGUGGCACCCACGAACUAGAUGGUAAAAAGAUCGACCCCAAAGUUGCCUUUCCAAAACGGGCACACCCAAAGAUGGUAACCAGGACCAAGAAAGUAUUUGUUGGAGGGCUCUCAGCCCCCACUACUUUAGAGGAUGUGAAAAACUACUUCCAGCAAUUUGGUAGAAUAGAAGAUGCUAUGUUGAUGUUCGACAAACAGACCAACAGACAUAGGGGUUUUGGGUUCGUCACAUUUGAAAAUGAGGAUGUCGUUGACAAGGUCUGCGAGAUUCAUUUUCAUGAAAUCAACAACAAAAUGGUGGAAUGCAAGAAGGCCCAGCCCAAGGAGGUGAUGAUGCCCAGUAACGUUGCGCGCGGACGGGGAGCAGGUAGGGCUGCGUACGAUAUUGUAUGGCCUUUGGGAGCUCUCACUGAUGGUAAUGAUGGAAUGUUAUGCGUUCCACUUACUACAGCAUCUCGAACAGCAGCUGGUUUCGCAGCUUACAGCUACGGACGUGGAGGAUUCCCGGGCUAUCCAAGCUUCAGCUACCCUUUCGCAGUGGAAUUGAAUGGUCAGCAGACUUCACCUCCACUUCUAACUCAAGCGCUUUCCGUGAUCAACAAUUAUGGACCGCAGAGUUUUGCCCAGCCUACAUCUCCUGCUAACAGUCGCGGCUUUCCCGCCACCAACAGCCCUGGACCCAUCGACCUCUAUACCUCUGGUCAAGACAGUGUUGGCUAUGUGCAAGCCACCAGCCCCCAACCCACGGGCUUCCCACCUAUUGCUGUAAGUAGGAUUGGAAUGCGCUUUCACUCAGGUAUGGAGGAAGAGGAUAAACGAACUGUGUAUGGACAGCCUUGUGUUUUGCAACAAGUGGCACCAGUUCUUGCUUCCCUUUCCUUGGAUUUGGUGCCCGAAAGAGCGCACUUAAUUUGUGGUUGAUUCUUCUUACUCACUCCUCCACCAAAGCAUUAUUAUUAUUGAUUAGAAAAUGAACACGUGCUCGCCACUCUUGAUUUUUUUUUUCUCCCUUCAUUUUGUGUGUUUUCAUAUAAUUUGAACUAAUCCAAACUGGGCAGAAAAAGAACUUAAUGGGAGAAAUUUUCGUUUUUCCCACCUGUAGUGAAAGACAUGCAGCUCGGUUUAUUUCUCCUCCCAAGACAUUACUACUAUACUGUGUGCUUCUUAUUACAUACAUUAUAUAUAUAUAUUGACAUUAUAUAUACACAACCCCAGAUGAACUGCAGCAUUUAACUAUCAAGAAUUGCAAAUCUAUAUAUUAUAAGAAUAGCUUGACGUUGUAACUGUUAAUCGUAAUGUGUUCUAAAGACAGCUUCUUUUGGUUUUUACUGUAAUAAUGUAAUGAUAUUGAACUUUUUACUUGUUGAAUAUAGGCAUCACAGUUGUCAUUGUGUUCUCACUGCUUCUUUACCUUUUUCAAGAAUGAAAUCCCGUUUACUUGGGUUUUUCUUCCGAAAGAAAAUCCAUCGUAAAUUUAAAAAAGAUACCAGAGGCCUUCAGCAUUGCAUAUAACAACGAAUUCCAGCAGCACUCUAUUGUUACUUAUUUAUUACUAUUAACACUGGCAUUUACUUAGUAAGCUUUACUGGAAGCCAUUUUUUUUAUUUUAUUUGCAAAAACAAAAAAAUAAUCAUACAGAAAUGAUUUUUUUUUUUGAAUUUUUUCUGUGCAUUUUUUUGUUUGUUUUUCUCUUUUUAUGUGUAAUUUUAUGGUGUUUUAUAUAUGUUGGCCAAUUUCAGUAUCUGGUCAUGUAUUUAGCCAAGCAUUUGUUUCUUUUUUUUUCAUGUGAAAUUGAUAUGUUUUAAUGUGUAUUAUCCUGUGGCAGCCCAAAAUUCAAUUAAUUUUUUAUGAUAAUUUAGUUUUGUGAUGCUUUUACCAACUUUUUUUAGCCAUUUAUGAAUAUUUAUUGAUAAGAAAAGCAUAAAUUAUAUGCAUCAAGUUAUGUAUAAUUGCUGUUACAUUUUAUUUUAGCAUUGUGUUAUAUAAAAAUUAAAAAUUAUUAUAAAAUAUUUACCAUUAAUAUUAUUCAUAAAAAAUCAUUAAAAAAUUCUGCAUUUAAUAAAUGAUUAUUAUAUUAGAUGCUAAGAGAGAUUAACAGAAUUUAUUAUAUAGAUAAUUUGUAGUUAAGCAUUUUUCAUCCUUAAAAUUAUGAUUUAUAUAAUGAAAUCUAGAAAGAAUUUUUCUUUGAAAUUUAUCUCCGAAAUGUGAUUUCGUGAUCGUAAGGUACAAACACCAUAGUACAAAAAGGAAUUAAACUAUUAUUUCUUUUGUUGGAUGCUUUUAAUUAGAAAUAUGAUUUCUAACUUGGAAAGAAUUCAUUUCGAUUCCAUUAACCGAACAUAUCUACUCAAAUUAUCACAUAUAGCAUCUAUCAUUUUUAUAAUAUCCAAUGUUAAAGAAAGUAGAAAUUGCAGUAUUUUUUUAUUUUUGCAAUAAUUUAUUUUCAAUAUAAAUGAAAAAUUAAUACGAAAACAUACUUAUACAAUUCUAAAUGAAAGUUAGUCUUUCAUAUAUGAUUAAUUC